Molecule: messenger RNA, 1498 nt
Organism: Brassica oleracea var. oleracea
Lineage: Eukaryota; Viridiplantae; Streptophyta; Magnoliopsida; Brassicales; Brassicaceae
Exons: 3
Coding region: 76-609 (177 amino acids)
Source: RefSeq, a predicted model, not a curated record
AAGGAUGACAGAUCCUGGUCUCCACAUUUCUCCACAGAACCGGAAGAAGACGGACAACGGUGUCCUCCAAGCCGAAUGGAGGCCAUUCCAGAAACGUCACCACCCCCUCUCCGUUCAACCUUUGGAGAACAUGUCGAUGGAGGUUUGGCCAGUGGGACACAACCAGGACGCAAUCACAUGAUUAUGGAUCAACAUAAUGUUGGGCCGUCUUCCCCACCUUUGCCGUUUGUUGCUACAUGUUCCGUUCAACCCGCCUUACAUAGUACUGUUGGAGGAACUGGAGACGGUGAUGUCCCCGCACCCCCGCAAGCACCACCAUUGACUGCUCUUUCAAAGAGCUUUCAAUCAACGAGCAAGGACAUUCAGUUUGGAGACCAGAGUGCAAGUGACGAUGAGGACAUUUCGUUAGCGCAGCUGCGUCGUAAGAUGAAGGUGAGCACUACAGGACAUAUACUGUCCUCUACAACUGUGGAUGUUCCGUCUGAGCAUGCUGGCGAAGCAUCCAAUCAGAUACUCACGCACCUUGAAGAGACUGACGUAAGUUUGUUUGUUAACUGGUAUUUUAUAAUUUGCGGUGCUUAUAGUGUAGUAUUUGUUGGAUUAGUAUGAUCCACUAUUUUCUUACAUCAACUAUUUGUUGUAGUUCCCCCCAAACUCACAUUACCAUUUUCCUUUGUUUAAGGGAGACGGUGAUGACGUUGCAACUUGUUUGCCCGCGAUACCACGCAAGAGCACCCGCCUGCGAAAAAGGGCGAACAGAUAUACGCCACCCGUUGAUGGAGGGAAAAAAACUAAGCUCAAUAUUGCUGAAACAGAACAAACCGUCGAGAAAAUUGUUCAAAUGGACGCUGAGCUUCCGCAGGCGUCGACACAUGACCCGAUAGGAACACUUUUGUCAGGGUUUUCACCAUUUGUUGGCCUCAAUGCUUUUCGUGUUGCGGCGUUUCAGAAUGUAACUGCAACACAAUUGUAAGUCUCACAUCAUGUUCAAUAUACGAGAUUAUCAAUAGCCCAUAUUCAUCAGGAAUUAUUUCUCUUAUAGUGACUGCAACGGUGGGGAAGGUGCCACAAUAUCAAAUGUGGUGUUCAAGGAUGUUUUUCAUGGAACUCGCCCCCUUCACUUUGAGGUUUGUUCCCCCGCCUGAACGUAUCUCUAUCUUUGGUUAUAUGUUCCCAGACUGACAUACCUAUUUAUAACAGGCUGCUGACAUGGUUGUCAGCUUCAUCCGCCACCGCAACUUGGUAGAGGGCAGCCACCGGUUUGAAUUCUUGCCCUCUGUGUUCUUACGGUCACUUAUUCGGGAGUUCAGACAGGCCCAGAAUCCAGGUUGCAGUUCAGCUUUCAAUUUCACAACCGUCAGUGGUGUCUCCCUUCCGAGCAUUCGUAGGUGGUGUGUUGACAUCGAUGUUCUAUAUUGCCCUUUCCAAAUUGAUGGCCAGCAUUGGGUUGGUGUUUCCAUUGAUUUAAAGCAGUGGUGCAUACAUGUCCUUGACUGCA